Xyrauchen texanus (razorback sucker) is the source of this 7277-nucleotide messenger RNA. RefSeq names its product calcium channel, voltage-dependent, L type, alpha 1S subunit, b (gene cacna1sb). The transcript has 45 exons. Gene Ontology annotation, cellular component: membrane; voltage-gated calcium channel complex. Gene Ontology annotation, biological process: calcium ion import across plasma membrane. Gene Ontology annotation, molecular function: high voltage-gated calcium channel activity; calcium ion binding. Lineage: Eukaryota; Metazoa; Chordata; Actinopteri; Cypriniformes; Catostomidae. The record is from RefSeq and is a predicted model, not a curated record. Bases 262 to 5778 code for a protein of 1838 amino acids.
UGCUCCCUGCCCCUCCAAUGUCUCCUUGUCUGGUGUAAGUUUGCAGCAGGGGCCAGGGCCAAGAAGAUAGACGGUGGCUUCACCAGAGAAAGAGAGCGGGUAGAUGAGACUUAGGACCAUACUAAAGAUCUGACCUGGCCAAAAGGAGACCAAAGUAUUUGCCAAGUUGGGAAUCUCACAUCAGAUUUUACAACACGUGUGAAAAGAGUGAAUAUCCUUUCCUUUUUGGUGGGCAGAAGAUUUUGAAUAGGGGGAUUCAAAAUGGAGUCAGGAGGUGGUGGGGUGGCUGCAUUGGCCUCAUGUAUCAUGAAUGAAGAAGAACUGAAGAGAAAGCAAAGGGAGAAGUUAAAGAAAUUGCAGGCCACGGGAGGAAAUCCUCGACCGCCACGUUCUUUGUUCUUCUUCACGCUCAAAAACCCUUUCCGCAAGACCUGCAUAAACAUUGUGGAAUGGAAGCCCUUUGAGAUCAUUAUCCUGCUAACCAUCUUCGCUAACUGUGUAGCUCUGGCCGUGUUUCUCCCCAUGCCAGAAGAAGACACCAACAACACCAACUUAACUUUGGAAAGUCUGGAGUACAUCUUUCUGAUCAUUUUCACUCUGGAGUGCUUCUUUAAGAUAGUAGCCUAUGGACUCCUGUUCCACGAAGGAGCCUAUUUACGAAACUGUUGGAACAUAUUAGACUUUGUCAUUGUGUUCAUGGGGCUCUUCACACUUAUCGUGGAUACCAUCAACAUGAUUGCAGGAGUUCCUACAGAGAAGGGUGGAGGGUUUGACAUGAAAGCUCUCAGAGCCUUUCGUGUUUUGCGGCCUCUCCGGCUCGUCUCGGGAGUCCCCAGCCUGCAGGUGUUGAUGAGCUCUGUUCUGAAAUCCAUGUUGCCGCUUUUUCACAUUGCUCUGCUGGUCUUCUUCAUGGUCACUAUUUAUGCAAUUAUGGGUUUGGAGCUGUUCAAGUGUAAAAUGCACAAGACUUGCUACUACCAGGGCACUAACAUCAUUGCCAUCAGAGAGAAUGAGAAGCCAUCACCCUGUGCCCAGGCUGGACAUGGACGACGCUGCACCAUCAAUGGCACUGAGUGUCGGGGAGGUUGGCCAGGCCCCAACUUUGGCAUCACCCAUUAUGACAACUUUGGCUUUGCCAUGCUCACAGUCUUUCAGUGUAUCACAAUGGAGAGCUGGACUGAUGUGCUCUAUUGGGUUAAUGAUGCCAUUGGAAAUGAGUGGGCCUGGAUCUACUUCUUUUCUAUGAUACUGCUGGGUGCCUUCUUCAUCCUCAACCUGGUCCUUGGAGUACUGAGCGGGGAGUUUACUAAGGAGAGGGAGAAGUCACGGUCACGAGGAGAGUACCAGAAGCUGCGAGAAACACAACAAAUGGAUGAGGAUGUGAAAGGUUACAUGGAUUGGAUCACUCAUGCUGAAGUAAUAGAUGGAGAUUAUGAGGCGCUUCUUAGAAGGGACACAGAUUCAGAGACAGACAGCCUAUACCAGAUGGAGGGAAUCAACCGUGUGAUCUAUUUCUACCGACUUGCACGCCGUUGGAAUGUCAUUUUACGGAGGAAGUGUCAUGUUUGGGUGAAAUCAAAAUACUUCACCUGGUGGGUCCUGCUCAUUGUGUUACUCAACACUCUGGUCAUUUCUACAGAACACCACCACCAGUCUGAGCAGUUAACAAGAUUUCAAGACGUUGCCAAUACAAUCCUGCUGAUGUGUUUCACAAUGGAGAUGAUAAUGAAGAUGUAUGCAUUUGGAGUAAGAGCCUACUUUAUGUCCAUCUUUAACCGAUUUGACUGCUUCGUGGUCACGUCUGGCAUACUAGAGAUUGGCCUGGUCAUAUCAAAUGUCAUGACACCACUGGGGAUCUCUGUGAUGAGAUGCAUACGUCUUCUACGCUUGUUUAAGGUCACAAGGUACUGGAAAUCUCUUCGAAACUUAGUGGCAUCUUUAAUCAAUUCAGUGAAAUCCAUUGCCUCCCUGCUGCUGCUGAUGUUCCUCUUCAUCGUCAUCUUCGCCCUUCUUGGCAUGCAGGUCUUUGGUGGGAAAUUCAACUUUCCUGACAGAGCGAUACAGCGUAGUAACUUCGAUGACUUCCCACAGGCACUCAUCAGUGUGUUCCAGGUCCUAACUGGAGAAGAGUGGGACACAAUCAUGUACAAUGGAAUCAUGGCUCAUGGUGGACCUACAUUCCCAGGAAUUCUUGUCAGCAUUUACUUUAUAAUCCUCUAUGUCGGUGGAAACUUUGUUCUCUUGAAUGUAUUUUUGGCCAUUGCUGUGGACAAUCUGGCUGAGGCUGAGAGUCUGAACGCUGCACAGAGAGAAAAGGCAGAGGAGAAAGCCCGAAAGAAACUCAUGAGAAUAUUGCCAGAAAAGACUGACGAGGAGAAGGCUCUGAUGGCUAAGAGACUGAUUGAGUCAAGGUCAAAAGUUGAGGGGAUGCCCACCACAGCUAAACUCAAGAUAGAUGAGUUUGAAUCAAAUGUUAAUGAAGUGAAAGACCCCUUCCCUCCUGCAGACUUCCCAGGUGAUGAUGAGGAAGAGGAGCCAGAGAUUCCCAUCAGUCCCAGACCCAGACCCAUGGCUGACCUACAGCUCAAAGAGACAGUGGUGCCCAUGCCAGAAGCCAGCUCCUUCUAUAUCUUUGGCCCACAGAACAAGUUUCGCAAGCUUUGCCACAGGAUCGUCAACCACACCACCUUCACCAACAUCAUCCUCCUCUUCAUCCUCCUCAGCAGUAUUUCCCUGGCUGCUGAAGACCCCAUUGACCCCCGUUCAUUCCGAAACAAGGUCUUGGCUUAUGCUGAUAUUGUCUUCACAACGGUCUUCACCAUUGAGAUUGUACUGAAGAUGACUGUUUAUGGAGCUUUCCUGCAUACAGGCUCUUUCUGCAGGAACUCCUUCAACAUUCUGGAUCUCAUUGUUGUGGGUGUUUCCCUAUUGUCCAUGGGAAUGGAGUCUAGUACAAUCUCAGUGGUAAAGAUUCUCAGGGUGUUGAGGGUACUCAGACCUUUAAGAGCCAUCAACAGAGCUAAAGGGUUAAAGCAUGUGGUCCAGUGUAUGUUUGUGGCUAUUAAGACCAUUGGGAAUAUCGUUCUGGUAACCAUGCUCUUGGACUUCAUGUUCUCCUGUAUAGGAGUGCAGCUCUUUAAGGGCAAGUUAUACUCUUGUACGGAUCCCUUGAAAGGGACAGAAGUGGAGUGUCAGGGAACAUUUUUAAAGCAUGUGCAGAACUCUCUUCAGGACACAGAGGUUCAUCAGCGUCAUUGGGUCAACAGUAAAUUCAACUUUGACAAUGUGCUGAAUGGGAUGCUGGCUCUCUUCACUAUCUCCACAUUUGAGGGCUGGCCAGAGAUACUAUAUAAGGCAAUAGACUCAGAUGCAGUGGACAUGGGCCCUGUGUACAAUAACCGUGUGGGCAUCUCCAUAUUCUUCAUCAUCUACAUCAUCAUCAUCGCCUUCUUCAUGAUGAACAUCUUUGUGGGCUUCGUCAUUGUCACUUUCCAACAACAGGGAGAGCAGGAGUACAAGAACUGUGAGCUGGACAAGAACCAGCGUCAAUGUGUACAGUAUGCACUGAAAGCUGGACCCCUCAAGUGCUACAUCCCAAAGAACCCACACCAGUACCGCGUGUGGUACUUUGUAACCUCCUGCUACUUUGAGUAUCUCAUGUUCUUCCUCAUUAUGCUCAACACACUAUGUCUUGGAAUGCAGCAUUGCAACCAGUCUGAUCAUAUAACCAAACUAUCUGGAACUCUUAACCUCAUCUUUACAGUCCUGUUCACUGGAGAGAUGAUUGUCAAACUCAUUGCAUUUAAGGCAAAGGGGUACUUUGGAGACCCUUGGAACGUGUUUGAUUUCGUCAUUGUGAUCGGUAGUAUCGUUGAUGUCGUCCUCAGUGAGUUGGAUGCUGCGCUAGAGUCCAGUGGAGGACUGUGGUGUCUUCAUGGUUGUGCUGAAAUAAAUCCAAUGCAAGCUAUAGCUGAUGCAGAAAACGUGAGAGUUUCCAUCACAUUCUUCCGUCUGUUCCGUGUGCUGCGUCUCAUUAAACUGCUGAAUCGUUCAGAGGGAAUCCGGAACCUUCUGUGGACCUUUAUUAAGUCUUUCCAGGCACUGCCUCAUGUGGGUCUUCUGAUUGUUAUGCUCUUCUUCAUCUAUGCUGUCAUAGGAAUGCAGAUGUUUGGUAAAAUUGCCCUGGUUGAUGGUACUGAGAUUAACCGCAACAACAACUUCCAAACAUUCCCACAAGCUGUUCUGUUAUUGUUUCGCGUUGCCACUGGAGAGCAAUGGCCUAAGAUCAUGCUUGCCUCUAUGUAUGGAAAGCUUUGUGACGCUAAAUCAGACUACGGACCUGGAGAGGAGUAUACCUGCGGCUCUAGCAUUGCUGUUGGUUAUUUCCUCAGCUUUUACAUGCUGUGUGCAUUUUUGAUUAUCAAUUUGUUUGUGGCUGUCAUUAUGGACAACUUUGACUACCUCACUCGAGAUUGGUCAAUCCUCGGCCCGCAUCACCUGGACGAAUUCAAGAAGAUCUGGGCAGAGUAUGACCCUGAAGCAACGGGACGAAUCAAACAUCUGGAUGUAGUCACUCUUCUGCGUAGAAUUCAGCCACCAUUGGGUUUUGGUAAAUUUUGUCCACACCGCUCAGCAUGUAAGCGACUGAUUUCUAUGAAUAUGCCGCUGAACAGUGAUGGAACUGUGACCUUCAACGCCACACUCUUUGCACUGGUCAGAACAGCUUUGAAGAUCAAAACUGAAGGAAACUUUGAGCAAGCCAAUGAGGAGUUGAGGGCCAUCAUUAAGAAGAUCUGGAAACGGACCAGUAUGAAGUUAUUGGAUCAGGUCAUUCCCCCCAUUGGAGAGGAUGAGGUCACUGUUGGAAAGUUCUACGCUACAUUCUUAAUUCAGGAACACUUCCGCAAGUUUUUGAAGCGGCAGGAAGAGUACUAUGGUUAUAGGCCCACCAAAAAGAACUCUGCAGAGAUAAAGGCAGGUCUGCGUAGCAUUGAGGAGGAGGCAGCUCCUGAGUUGCACAGGGCCAUCUCAGGUGACCUGAUCGUAGAGGAUGACAUGGAACGUGCCUUGGAGGGUGGAGAGGAGGGCAUCUAUAGGCGGACCGGAGGUUUGUUUGGGAUCAACGCAGACCCUUUCACCUCUGAGCCCAGCAGCCCCCUCUCCACACAGAUGACUAGCCAGAGACCCCUACAGUUUACUGAGACUCACCUGGAGGAUGUGGAGUCACCCCCGGACUCGGUCUUCCUCACAAACACAGAGUUCUUCCCUGAUAGUAUGCCAGCAACAACCAACACCAAUAACAACGCCAACUUUAUCGAAGACAUCUCAUCCAGGUUUACAUUUGAGAGUGAGUCACUAUCAACAAACAGAAAUCAUUCUUGCGAAGACAUAAGACACUCCAGUUUCUAUGUGGGCGGAGCCUCAGGUGCUGAUGACAGAAAGCUAUCAGAUUUCACUGUCAGGACAGAUAUCACACAGUUCCCCUAUGAUCACUCAAAUGGAGCAAGAAGAGAAGAUUCACCAGCCACUGACAAACUCAUUCAGCAGGCACUGAGAGAUGGUGGUCUGGACUCCCUGGCUGAGGACCUAAAGUUUGUGUCUGUGACUAGGAAGGAGCUGGCAGAAGCCAUUAAUAUUGGCAUUGAGGAUAUGGAGGGCAUGGCUAAGGGUAUUCUAAAUGGGCAGAACGGCAAGGAAACAAAACGUAAACGGCGUCCCAUCCCAGUUCCACCCAGCGUCAAGCCAGCUAAGCCUAAAGAAGACACUAGUGCAGUGUAGACACAUACUCAGAGAUAUUUAACACAUUCAUGUGACAUAAUCAGCCUGAAUUUCCUGCCCAAAUUCAAAGUCACUUGCUUCUCUGUUUAUAAACCGGUAGUGUUUUAAAAGAUUCUUCUUUUCAAAGAGGCUAAAUAAGUUUUAGAGAAAUAAGGAAUUAAAGAAGACUUCUAUCUAGUCUGAUCUUUACUGUGUUAUUUCUGUUCCACUGAGUGGUAUUUGAACAACUAUGCUAAACACUGCUGUUUAGAACCUUUAAUGAGGUUUGGUACUUUGUGUAUAUUUCUUCUGGGUCCUUUGAUUCAGGAAGUGAUUUUUCUUUUCUUUUUUUUGUUUUCUGAACAUGCCAAACAAUCUAAAUAGAAGUUAUCACUCUUCUAUUCUGUGUGCGUUUACAGUAAACACACAGUUGAGUGAGUUGGAUGUAAUACAGAUAAGUGCCUUAUCAUUUUGUAAUCUGUGGACAACCCAUAAAGCAACAAAGGCAAGUCUUUUCUAAUGUACCUAUGGUAGAACUGUGGUUUAAACUGCACAUUUUUCUAAAACUGCAUUGGCUGACAGCUGUUAUUAUGUUCACAGGAAACACAUUAUUUUACAAAAUAUUGAACACGUUUUUGUUUAAUAAUUUGUUCCAUUGCAUCGAGGGAUAAUUAUCCAUUAUAUAUGGCUAGUUUACAGGAAAAUGUUUAGCAGUUCUAAUGAUUGAUUUUAGAAACAAAAUACUUUAUGUAUAAAACAUUUAUUGGUCUUAAAAGACAUUUUGAUUUUAGUUUUUUAAUUAUGUAUGCACAGGAAGUGUUUGUGUGCUUGUGCUCUUUGAUUGAGAGGCCAAGUACAAUAUGCAAAAAUGCUUAAUUCGCAUAUGCUCACUUAUUUAGCAAACACUUUUAUCCAAAAAUACUUCAAAAUGAGGAAAGAAGUCAUUUUAAUUGUGAAAAAAAUAAUUAUGCAUAUAGGAGGAGGGCUUUAAGGAAUAGUUCACCCAAAAAUGAAAAUACUCUCAUCAUUUACUCACACUCAUGCCAUCCCAAAUGUCUAUGACUUUCUUAUUCUGAACACAAAGAUUUUUAGAAACGUAGCUCAGCUCUGUAGGUCCUCAAGUGAAUGGUGACCAAAAUGUUGAAGCUCUAAAAGGCAGCAUAAAAGUAAUCCUUAAGACUCAACAGAGCCUAAAUAUUCUUCUAAAAAUCUUUGUAAGUGUUCUGCUGAAGAAAGAUAGUCAUACACAUCUGAGAUGGCAUGAGGGUGAGUAAAUAAUGAGAGAAAUUUUAUUUUUGGGUGUACUAUUCCUUUUAUGAAGCUUCAAAAUGUGAUUUUAAAUCUGCAAACUGAGUGCCUUUAAAACUCCUCUUGUACGUGAGCUUUUACAUUUUUGAAAAGAACUUGCCUCAGUGCUCAUAGUAGGAUUGAAUUCCAGAAUAAAUGUACACCUUUGUUUUCUCUGGAAUAUGCAAAGGCUCUGUCCAAGAAUUUUUCUAUAUAAUUUAUUGGCCUUUUGG